AAACCCCAAAAAGUCGGACAAAACAAAUCCUUAUUAUAAGCGGUGAAAAUAAAAAACGGAUAAAAGAAAACUCAUUUGGCGGUCAAAGUUGGAGCUCGGCCUGCGUCUCCGGCCGGACCAAUCUUCACGAUACGUAUUCUUUAGGGUUUGCCACUCUGGUCUACUCUGGUGCUUCUUUCAAUUUCUUCAGCGUCUUGGAUAAAAGAAAUGGCUAAUCAAUUGCACGGUUACAGCUCUGUCUACGGUGCGGGACCUGCCACUUCAACUGCCACUGCCACUGCCACUGCCACUGCCACUACACCUCUUCCCGCCGCAUACUCGUCUUCCCGCUCCCUCUCCAACAUCGUCUCCGGCCGUUACCUCGUGUCAGACUCGCUGGCCUCCGGUCUCUCCAUUAAGCACUCUUUUAUUGAUCGUGGUACCACCAUGUAUUCGACCCAGAAUGAAGCCCUUAGGUUAUCCGCCGCCGACAUUGUCCCAAGAACGUCGCAUUCGGUCUCUCAACGUUCUUCUGACGUGCUCUACGAUCAGACUGUUUUGGGUUCCUAUAACACUUUGGGGCAAAGUGAAGCCUGGUAUACUUCAAAUUCUUUAGCCAAGCGUCCUAGAUUUGAAAGUACAAGCAAUUUGCAUGUAUAUCCACAGAGGCCAGGAGAGAAGGACUGUGCCCACUAUAUGCUCACAAGAACCUGUAAAUUUGGAGAUAGCUGCAAGUUUGACCAUCCUAUUUGGGUUCCUGAAGGUGGAAUCCCAGAUUGGAAAGAGGUCCCACAAAUAACUAGUAGUGAAGAUCUCCCAGAAAGACUUGGGGAGCCAGAUUGUCCAUACUUUUUGAAAACUCAACGAUGUAAAUUUGGUUCAAGGUGCAAGUUCAAUCACCCUAAAGAUACGUCUGAAUCUGUGGGUGCUGAAAAAUCUGAUGUUUCAUCCUUACCUGAGAGACCAUCUGAGCCACUGUGUGCAUUCUAUGUUAAGACCGGAAAUUGCAAAUUUCGUGUUAACUGCAAGUUCCAUCACCCAAAAGAUAUCCAAAUUUUAUCUGGGGAAGUUAAUGGAAAUAGCGAACAAACUUUGAUCGAAGCUAAUACAGAAGGAAGAAUUGGAGACUUCAAGCUUGUUAAGCCUCCUGUUUCAUUUUCUCCGGCACUAAUACACAAUUCUAAAGGACUUCCAAUUAGACCGGGUGAAAUGGAUUGUCCAUUCUACUUGAAAACGGGCAGUUGCAAGUAUGGUACCACUUGCCGCUACAGUCACCCUGACAGAAAUGCAAUCAAUCCAUCUACUCCAGCAAUGGUCUCAGCUGCUAAUAUGAAUAUUGGAAUUUCUAAUCCUUCUAAUGCUAUUUAUCAAGCUGUUGAUCCCAGAUUGAUUCAGCCACUGUUGGGAUCCAGCUCAAGUAUUUACCCUCGAAGACCUGGGCAGAUAGAAUGUGACUAUUAUAUGAAGACUGGGGACUGUAAAUUUGGGGAACGAUGCAAAUUUCACCACCCUAUUGAUCGGUCAGCACCAAUGCAGGCUUCUCAACAUAAUGUGAAACUAACACUUGCUGGACUGCCAAGGAGGGAGGAUGCCAUAAUUUGUCCAUAUUAUCUCAAAACUGGUACCUGCAAGUAUGGGUCUACUUGCAAAUUUGACCACCCACCUCCUGGAGAAGUGAUGGCAAUGGUAGCAGUACAACUUGUUCCAGGGAAAGAAGGUGAAGAACGGAUAGAUGAACCAACCAGUUGAUGAACAGAAGUAUAAUGUCGUCUUUCUCAACCAUUGUAGCUUGUUUAAAUAAACUGAAGUUGUGAUUUCAUAGUCAGUCCUGCAUCAAAUUUAUUCCUUGUAUUUGACAGACCAAUACUUGUUAUUCCCUCUCUACCCUUCUGUAAUAUCAAUGCGCGCCUAUGACUUUGACACGUGAA
Messenger RNA from Cucurbita maxima (winter squash), 1907 nucleotides. RefSeq names its product zinc finger CCCH domain-containing protein 37. The coding region runs from base 208 to 1728 and encodes 506 amino acids. Gene Ontology annotation, molecular function: mRNA binding; metal ion binding. The transcript is spliced from 12 exons. NCBI's taxonomy places the organism in Eukaryota, Viridiplantae, Streptophyta, Magnoliopsida, Cucurbitales, Cucurbitaceae. The record is from RefSeq and is a predicted model, not a curated record.